AGUUGGCAGGAUCCCUGCCCGGAUUCUGUGAGUCCUUAGAUUGAGUCAAUAGGUUUGUCAGUCAGGAGUUAGAGUCUACGUGGUGAGGUUUGGAACCAUCAAUCCGGUUGUGCACUUGUCACCAUGGUUGAGACCCGUAGUGGGACGAGCACUAGCCCCUACACUCAGGAGCAACAGGAGAAGAUGGCUGCCUUAGUGAGAGAGAAUAAGGAGAGGAAAGAGCUCCUGAAACAGGCUAAGCUAAAGGCAAUCGCAGAGGAGCAGGCAGCCAAGAUGAAGGAAUUGGAGGAGGAGAUGGAGAAGAAGAAGAAGGCUGCUAAAGAAGAAGCGGCAGCAGAGGCAGAGGAGGAGAGGAAACGUAGAGAGGGAAAGGCGGAGAGCAGUGGCACGAAGGAGGAGGAAGCAAAAAUAGAGAAGAAGAUCAGUGAGUGGAUCGCUAACUUAUCGUUGGGGGAAGAUGAGGAGGCACAGUUCUAUGUGCCACAAGAUGAGAGGGAUGCAUUAGCCGGUGAGCUAGCAGCAAUCGAGGCCCUCUGGAACGACAAGAAGUGGAGGAGGAGAAAAAGUUGGAGUGGAAACUGAGGAUGAAGAGGGAAAAUAAGAGAAGGAGGGAUGAAGUUAAUAGGUUGACCGCA
Molecule: messenger RNA, 635 nt
Organism: Chara braunii
Lineage: Eukaryota; Viridiplantae; Streptophyta; Charophyceae; Charales; Characeae
Source: the annotation of a GenBank genome assembly